AUGGCCAUGCCUCAGCCGUCUUGGGGCAUCGGUGUCUCCGAUGCGCCAUCUUCGCCGCGAACAAUGCGCACGCUGCGCAAGAUCCAAUCCCAUCAGGUCCUAACAACAUCUAGUGCCCUUAUUGCCCAAACACAGUCGUCACACCUCUCGGCCACUCAUGGUACCGAUACCGGAUCGUCUGCAACACAAUCGGGCUCCACGAUACGUACCCCAGCCCGUCGGCCUCGGUCAAACAGUGAUGCGGCUGCUCGUGAACCAUCGUCACUGGUAGCGCCAGUCCCGACGCAGAGGCGCCCUGCUCGGAAAACUGGAUCGGGGGUGGGCAUCAAGAGGUCUCUUUUGGAGAAUCUUGUGCGCGAUGGUCCACAUAAUGGAAACACCAAGCAAGCUUUGCAGGAGCUGAAAUACCUUGUCUUGUCCACCGGAGUAGACGCGGAUGGAGACGGCAUGUCCCCGUACCGAGUCUAUCUAUGGCUUAUUCUUCUCAACGUUGCGCCGCUUCCGACUGACGACUACCUCGCCCUUGUCCACCGUGGCGGCUCUCCCGCGUACGCGAAGAUUCGCAAUGAUACUUUCCGCACCCUCGCGACCGAUCCGCUCUUCAAGCGCCGUGUAACCGAAGCAAGUCUGAUUCGGCUACUGAAUGCUGUGGCAUGGAAGCUCCAUGACACCAAAAACAAGCCUCGAUCCCGGCCUUCCUCAUCCAGACGGCUCGAAAUGGAGAUGCUGGUGAACACACCACCCAGCAUUAAAGAAGAACCAGAGUUGGAGGAUCCUGGCUCAGGCCCCAGCAGCGCGAUCAAUGAUUCGGCGAUAUAUGUCCAGGGCAUGAAUGUCCUCUGCGCACCUUUCCUGUAUGCAGCUCGCAGCGAGGUAGAGGCAUUUGCCCUCUUCCAUUACUUUGUCACCAAGGAAUGUCCGGGCUAUAUUCGCGGUGCCAUGGAUGGAGUGCACAGAGGUCUUCGACUUGUUGAUCGAUGCUUGGAAAUCGUGGAGCCCAAGCUUGCAGCUUACCUCUUUUCCAAGGGAAUGUAUGCUGAACUUUACGCCUUCCCAUCGGUACUGACGCUGUGCGCCUGUACACCACCUUUGCCAGAGGUUCUGCAUUUGUGGGACUUCCUAUUUGCAUAUGGUCCUCAUCUGAAUAUCUUGUGCAUUGUUGCUCAGUUGAUUCGUAUGCGGGACACCCUCCUUGAAAGCCCGAGUCCCAACAAAGUUCUUCGAUCUUUGCCUCCCCUCGAUGCGAAGGGUAUCAUCGCUUUGACGGUUCUCUUAGUGCAAAAGAUUCCCGAUGAUCUCUACGCGGAGAUGGUUAAUCACGCAAAGUGA
This is a messenger RNA of Penicillium cataractarum, 1329 nucleotides long. RefSeq names its product TBC domain-containing protein. NCBI's taxonomy places the organism in Eukaryota, Fungi, Ascomycota, Eurotiomycetes, Eurotiales, Aspergillaceae. The record is from RefSeq and is a predicted model, not a curated record. Gene Ontology annotation, molecular function: GTPase activator activity. Gene Ontology annotation, biological process: negative regulation of septation initiation signaling; activation of GTPase activity. Gene Ontology annotation, cellular component: mitotic spindle pole body. The transcript is spliced from 3 exons. Bases 1 to 1329 code for a protein of 442 amino acids.